Cylindrotheca closterium is the source of this 516-nucleotide messenger RNA. The record is from the annotation of a GenBank genome assembly. Lineage: Eukaryota; Bacillariophyta; Bacillariophyceae; Bacillariales; Bacillariaceae.
AUGAAACACAAACGCACCCCCAUCAUCAUUGAAGACUAUUCCGAUGAUGAAAAUCUCUCACUAGGCCCGCUUGGAAAGAGGCAAAAGAUAACUGGAAUGGCUCCAGAAGCACUUACAUUGGAGUUAUUGAUUCGUGCCGGAGAGGCCUUGAAGGAAGAAGAUAAGCACUCGGAACUGAGAGAAGAGGCCUCAAGAUCAUUCGGGUGUGUCACUCCCACCCAUGAGCACCAAGACAAGGCUGAAGAUGCUCCUCUAUACCACAAUUUGGUCCAAACCGCUCUGAGCGAUAGUUUGGCCGCUCUUGAAGAGCCAAAGUGCACAGCCGCUGGGUCUGAUUCCGAUUCAAGUUCCAAGGAUUGGAGGCAGUACUGCCGACCAUUGUCUGCUCCCCCACGCCUCCCAAAUGCUCCUUUUGGUUCCAUUAUAUCUCAGAAAAAACGGGCUGCUUCCGAUUCUUACCUAAGCCGUGCUUGGCGGCUGGGCAUUGCUAAGGAUACGCACGCGCUAUCUUACUGA